Esox lucius (northern pike) is the source of this 2195-nucleotide messenger RNA. It is a transcript of the gene mef2cb, whose product is annotated as myocyte enhancer factor 2cb. Gene Ontology annotation, molecular function: protein dimerization activity; RNA polymerase II cis-regulatory region sequence-specific DNA binding; DNA-binding transcription factor activity, RNA polymerase II-specific. NCBI's taxonomy places the organism in Eukaryota, Metazoa, Chordata, Actinopteri, Esociformes, Esocidae. Gene Ontology annotation, biological process: positive regulation of transcription by RNA polymerase II; heart development; cell differentiation. The record is from RefSeq and is a predicted model, not a curated record. Bases 719 to 2155 code for a protein of 478 amino acids. The transcript is spliced from 11 exons.
CUACGGUUAUUUAGUUAAAGCACAUUGUGGCCAUAAUCAUACUCUGAUAGUCCUCUCACAGUGCUUAAAUGUCGGUCAACUUUAUCAGGUUCGAGAUAAUAAUGCAUUAGUACUCGGCCUAUGUCCCUUUCGUUAAAGUAGUUGGGAAAUGUGAGCCCGCCCCCUUUCAGGAGUAAAAGCGAUUAUUUCUCCUCGCGCUGGGAGCGGGUGAGGGAGAGACUCGGCCAGGAUUGUGGGAGCGAACAGAAACAGCCCUCACAACAUCAUCAGCUACAGACGUCCACGGCUUCAACCGUCCUUUCGCCGAGACAUCACUGGAGACCAAGCAGCCAUCCUCACUGUCCUCGAAGACAUUGUCAGACGAGUGAUCAUCUAGUUUUUAUGUCCUUUUAGACACGUACACUUUUCGGCUCCGUUCUUUUUUCGAGUUGCUUUUCUGCCUGUGCUGGAUUUAAGUGCGUCUUUGCGAAGUCCAUCCGACGGCUUCCUGCACGCUCUGUCAUUCAGCCGGACGACACAACCGGAGACUGCCUGUGGUAGCUUGCACUUAUCGGACAGAUUUCAUGCAUAAUAAAGUGUGUAUGCUGGAAUCUUUGAAUUGAUCGCGGCGAUACAAGAGAAGAGAAGAAAGGCAGAAGAAGAGCGAGGGAAGAAAGAAGAGCGAGGGAAGAAGGCAUCAAGUUCUUUAGGGGGAGGAGAGAAGACGAAGACGGGGACGAUGGGGAGGAAAAAGAUUCAGAUCACGCGGAUAAUGGAUGAGCGCAACAGACAGGUGACAUUCACCAAGAGGAAGUUUGGCCUGAUGAAGAAGGCGUACGAGCUGAGCGUGCUGUGUGACUGUGAGAUCGCCCUCAUCAUCUUCAACAGCACCAACAAGCUGUUCCAGUACGCCAGCACAGACAUGGACAAGGUCCUGCUGAAAUACACUGAGUACAAUGAACCGCAUGAGAGCCGGACCAACUCUGACAUUGUGGAGACGUUGAGAAAGAAGGGCCUAAACGGCUGCGACAGCCCUGACCCCGACGCGGACGACUCGGUCGGCCACAGCCCUGAGUCCGAGGACAAGUACAGGAAAAUAAACGAGGACAUUGAUCUGAUGAUCAGCAGACAGAGACUGUGUCAGGGGGUGCCCCCCUCCAACUACGAGAUGCCGGUGUCCAUCCCCGUCAGCAACCAGAACAGUCUCAUCUACAGCCACCCGGGGGGUUCCCUGGGCAACCAUAACCUACUGCCUCUGGCGCAUCAUAUGCAGAGGAACAGCAUGUCCCCUGGUGUCACACACAGACCUCCCAGUGCAGGUGGCCUCAUGGGUUCUGACCUCACCACUGGCGUGGGCACCAGUGCUGGAAACGGCUACGGCAGCCACCACCGUAACUCACCCGGUCUGCUGGUCUCUCCGGGCAGCAUGAACAAGAGCAUGCAGGCCAAGUCUCCUCCCCCAAUGAACCUGGGCAUGAACAACCGAAAACCUGACCUGCGUGUGCUCAUCCCCCCUGGAGCCAAGAACAACAUGCCCUCCAUUUCUGAGGAUGUUGAUCUGCUAUUGAACCAGAGAAUAAACAACUCCCAGUCUGCACAGUCAUUGGCCACCCCUGUGGUUUCUGUAGCAACGCCCACCCUACCAGGGCAAGGAAUGGGCGGUUACCCAUCAGCCAUCUCUACUUCGUAUGGUACUGAAUACUCUCUGAGCAGCGCAGACCUCUCCUCCCUGUCAGGCUUCAACAGUGGUAGUUCCCUCCACCUGGGCUCCAUGAGCGGAUGGCAGCAGCAACACCUCCAGAACAUGCAGCACUCGGCCCUGAGUCAGCUGGGAAAUUGCAAUAGCAAUCACUUAUGUCAGAGUUCAAAUCUGUCCCUGCCUUCUGCCCAAAGCCUGCACAUCAAGUCCGAACCUGUCUCUCCUCCUAGAGAUCGCACCGGCAGCACACCAGGGGGAUACGGUAUCCCGCAGCAACAGAACGCGUCGUCCCGCCAGGACUCGGGUCGCUCCCCCGUCGACAGCCUGAGCAGCUGCAGUAGCUCCCACGAGGGCAGCGACCGCGACGAGCACCGGAACGAGUUCCACUCCCCGCUGGGACUGUCCCGCCCCGCCCUGGAUGAACGCGAGAGCCCGUCGGUCAAACGCGUGCGCCUGUCCGAGGGAUGGGCCACAUGAUAGCCACGCCCACCCCACCCCAAGCCCCACCCCAACCCCC